This is a messenger RNA of Prosopis cineraria, 1254 nucleotides long. RefSeq names its product putative pentatricopeptide repeat-containing protein At3g16710, mitochondrial. Lineage: Eukaryota; Viridiplantae; Streptophyta; Magnoliopsida; Fabales; Fabaceae. The transcript has a single exon. The record is from RefSeq and is a predicted model, not a curated record. Bases 1 to 1254 code for a protein of 417 amino acids. Gene Ontology annotation, molecular function: protein binding.
AUGGCUUCUCAGUUUCUUGUUCCUGCUCUAUUUUUUCAAUCUCGUCUUCAAACUGUUGCAUCGCACAGCCCUCUUUUUAUGAAUCUUAAUAGCAGAAGCAACUACGAUGGACACAGUAUUGCUAUCCGAGCAGGUAAGCAAUUAUCGCUCCAUAUCAAUACAUCUAAUCCUGCAGAAAACUCACUCAAAUAUGGUUUGAAUCUCGACGAAAUUAGCUUCUCGCACACCGAAAUGGAGAUGAAGGACUUUCGAUUUAAAAGUCUGGUAAAUAGGAUUAGGUUUUUGUCCUCCAACAGUAAGAAUGAGAAAAUUGAUCUGGAUGAAGCCGAACGAGUUCUGGGCUCGAUGUUGGAAAAUGGGUUUCAGCCAGAUGCCGAGACACUCACGAUUCUCGUAAACUCCUUCUGCAAAAGAGGAAGGAUGAAGAAGGCUGUAGAAAUUUUCGACCUCAUGAACCGAAUCGGAACAAAACCUACAAUUCAAACUUACAAUUGUUUGUUAAAGGGACUCUGCUACGUGGGGAAGGUGGAAGAAGCGUAUGAGAUGUUGAUGAAAAUGAAGAAGAUGAAGAUCCCAUUGAAGCCCGAUAUUUACUCAUAUACCGCUGUAAUGGAUGGGUUGUGUAAAGUGGGCAGAUCCGAUGAAGCUAGGGAAUUACUCGAUGAAGCUGAGGAAUUGAUGGGUCUAAAACCAAAUGUAAUCACUUUCAACACUCUGUUCCAAGGGUAUUCUAGAGAAGGGAGGCCAUUGGAGGCUAUAUCUGUUCUGAAACUGAUGAAGAAGAAAAAUUGUGUUCCUGAUUAUAUAAGCUAUGCCACUUUGUUACAUGGGCUAUUGAAAUGGAAUCAGAUUAGGGAUGCUCUGAAGAUUUACAAGGAAAUGGAGCGAUUUGGGUUUGAAGUGGAUGCGAGGAUGAUGGGGACUUUGGUGAGAAGGUUGUGUAGAGAAUCACGUAAAGAAAAAGGUAUGCUUGAAGAUGCAUGCCAAGUGUUUGAGAAAAUGACGAGAAGAGAUUCAAUAGUAGUAGACCAGAGGACACAUGAAGUAAUGAUUCAGGCGCUUUGUGCUCGAGGAAGAACAGAAGAAGCAGUGUCAACUUUGCUUUUGAUGGAUGAAAAUGGAAGAAUUCCUAGUGGACUAUGUUUUGAUGCAUUGAUCAAGGAGCUCAAUGCACAGGGAAGAUUGCUUGGUCAUCCCGAUUUGUUUGGUUACGCAAUGAAGCGAGGUGGCGUCCAAGUAAACUCCUUUGUGUAA